This is a messenger RNA of Toxotes jaculatrix (banded archerfish), 5622 nucleotides long. RefSeq names its product protein phosphatase, Mg2+/Mn2+ dependent, 1Bb (gene ppm1bb). The transcript is spliced from 6 exons. Lineage: Eukaryota; Metazoa; Chordata; Actinopteri; Toxotidae. Gene Ontology annotation, molecular function: manganese ion binding; protein serine/threonine phosphatase activity; magnesium ion binding. Gene Ontology annotation, biological process: positive regulation of canonical NF-kappaB signal transduction; negative regulation of canonical NF-kappaB signal transduction; positive regulation of canonical Wnt signaling pathway. Gene Ontology annotation, cellular component: cytosol; nucleus. The coding region runs from base 389 to 1837 and encodes 482 amino acids. The record is from RefSeq and is a predicted model, not a curated record.
CCAAAGUCGAAGGAUAGCUCUGGCCUUUCAAUGGAAGAAAGUGCUAGAUUUGUCAGUGUUGUAUAAUAUAACCAAUUCCCAGUGUCCAUAUUUGUUUUGGAACGAUCGGAAUUGUCUUCAGUUAAUGUGAGAGACAGAACUGGCGUCAAACAUGCGUAAAAAUCAACGCUGUCCAAGCAGGGAACCACCGAGAAAGGAAUUAUCGCCGCUCAUCUGAGGCCAAUCUCGAUUAUUUUUGUCAAAUAAGGAAACAUAACAUAGCUAGUCAGCUAACGUUAGCUCCGUAGAUAGCUAGGUUAACGACAUAUCUUCACACAAAAGCAGAAUCCAGCAGAUAAUCAAGAUUGGAUCUACAUUCGCACAGCAGCAGGAAAACCUAUAGGCAGCAAUGGGUGCAUUCCUGGACAAGCCGAAGACGGAGAAGCAUAGUGCCCAUGGUGAGGGCAAUGGGCUGCGUUAUGGCCUGAGCUCCAUGCAGGGCUGGCGGGUGGAGAUGGAGGAUGCCCACACAGCUGUGGUGGGUCUCCCCUAUGGACUCACCGACUGGUCCUUCUUUGCUGUCUACGAUGGCCAUGCAGGCUCCCGGGUGGCCAACUACUGCUCCGGCCACCUGCUGGAGCACAUCUUAUCCGGAGGGGCGGGCUUCGGUUCAGGACCCCGCUCUGUGGAGGGUGUGAAGGACGGCAUCCGCUUGGGCUUCCUGAACAUUGACGAGUACAUGCGCGGCUUCACUGACCUGCGACAGGGCCUGGAUCGCAGCGGAUCAACGGCCGUGUGCGUGUUGCUCAGCCCGACCCACCUCUACUUCAUUAACUGCGGUGAUUCGCGGGCCGUGCUGAGUCGAGACAGCAAGGUGGGCUUCUCCACCCAGGACCACAAGCCCUGCAACCCCCGUGAAAAGGAGCGCAUCCAGAACGCUGGUGGCUCAGUCAUGAUCCAGAGGGUAAACGGCUCCCUGGCUGUGUCCCGGGCCCUGGGGGACUACGACUACAAAUGUGUGGAUGGUAAGGGCCCCACGGAGCAGCUGGUGAGCCCUGAGCCCGAGGUGUGUGUGUUGGAGCGAGUGGCUGAAGGAGACGAGUUCGUGGUGCUGGCAUGUGAUGGAAUCUGGGAUGUCAUGUCCAAUGAGGAGCUGUGUGAGUUUGUCCGCUCACGACUCCUGGUGUGUGAUGACCUGGAGAAGGUCUGUAACUCAGUGGUGGACACCUGUCUGCAUAAGGGGAGCAGGGACAAUAUGAGUGUGGUGUUGGUGUGUUUACCCGGAGCUCCCAAGAUCUCUGAGGAGGCUGUGAAGAAAGAAGAGGAAUUGGAUAAAUACCUGGAGACCCGUGUUCAGGAGCUACUGGGAAACUGUGGGGAGGGGGGAGCCCCUGACCUGGUGUCUGUCCUGAGGAGCAUUGCCACAGAGAACAUCCCCAACCUUCCACCUGGCGGCGGCCUGGCCAGCAAACGCAGUGUGAUCGAGGCGGUGUACAACAAGCUGAACCCUCACAGAGAAGAGGAAGGGGCCUGUGCGGGGGGAGAGGAGGAGAAUGAGGAGGGAGGUGGCAGUACGGCGGCUCAUCUGCUGGAGGCUCUGCGGCAGUUCCGCCUCCACCACCGGGGGCAGUACCGCGCGGUGCUGGAGGAGUCCAUGGCCGCCUACCACCUGCGGGGGGAGAGCGCUGCCGAGGGAGCAGGGGAGAGCAGCAGGACCUCAGACGACAAUGACAACGACGGCGAGGAGCAGUCCGCCUCCCCUCCCUCUCCCCCCUCGCCCCCGCCCUCACCUGCCACUGCAGAGCCAGAGGCCGGCCAAGAAGCACCCACCCCUGAGUCCGACCCCUCCUCUGACUGAAAACCCUGUCCGCGUAUCCACCCACCUACCCACCUAUUUACCCGUCUGACCCCAGAGCUCUAGUCAGAUGUGCUAUGACCUCUCCUCUUCACAGAACUUGAAUGGACACAUGGGCCAUAUCCGGCUCUGUCAUCGCCUGCAGCCUCAGCUGCCAUUGCUAUUCAUGAAUGUUUUAAUGAUUUGUUGGAAAGAAAAAAAAUGGCCCCUUUGUCAAUUCAAGUUCUGUCUGAGCCACACACGUACCAUCUACCUAAUGAGGACUCUUUCUGAUUUGUUUCCCUUGUCCUCUGACCACCUUGGCUUGGAUUACCCAAACUUUCCAGCCACUUUUACUACUUGACCACACAGAUCUAUGUUUACAAUGGCAAAGCAUCAAAACAUAUUAUUGUUAAGUGCAAAAGUGGCUGGUGAAGCAAAAAAAAAAAAAUUUAUGUUGCACUCUGACCUACAUUUACCGGCGUUGGCUUCUGGCUGAUCCCCUCCCCUCCCAGCUUCACCCCCACCCCUGCUUACAGUGGACAAACUGACAAAGAAACGGGGUGGAGGCACUCUGAACUGCAUCUGUGUCUCCAGGCCUACUCCAUCUACAGACUCAGAACACCCUCUUUUGUGUAUAUGUAUGUAUGUGUGUGUAUGUGUGUCUGCAUGAGUUUGAGAGACCAAGCAAAGACGCCAACGAUCACUGCAGAAAUUUGUGAUUUUGGUAGAGGACGAUACUUGAGUGUUAGUCCAUUUAUCAGCAUGAUCAGCGAUGUUGGGUUGUUCAAAUCACUGGGCAGUUUAACCACAGAGGGAUGCUUGUGUGGGUUGGUGUAUAUUUUUAGUUUGAGCGACAGUUCAUUUAAACCAUUCUCUCACCACAUAUCCCCGAUUCCACAUCACCACAGAUGAGUACACUGCCUCACAAUCACACACACACAAAGAGGUUAGAAUCUGUUCCUUUUUGCUGUUAUUCAGGUGGAUGUAAAUGUGUCAUUUACAGUCAAGAGGCCAAAAACAUAUUGUGGUACCAAGCAACCAAAGUGCUCGUAAUAUUCCUGUUUCUUUUGGCGUGGGAGACGGUCCUGAAUGGGAGCCUAGGGAAGCUCAGGGAAGCGGCUGUGCGGCUCUUUUGUGGAGAAUAAAGUUUGAAAAUACUUCCAAAAAAUCAUCAAUCUAACCUUUGUGUUGCUCGUUGAAGUUUGUUGUUGAUUGUGGAAUGAGCUCAGCGUUGCCCCCUUUGGCUGUUGAGGUGCAAAAAAACACAACUCCCCCAACUUAAAAGACCCUAUAGGUCCUUUGUCCCCAUCAUGGUUAUAAUAAUAAAAAUACAACCUGUCCAAGCGUACUGGUGGCAGCUGUACCGUUUCUUUGUUGUCAUGGUGACAGUGACAGACACAAGGUUGUGAAGUGAUCACAGUUUGGUUAAGUUUAGGCACAAAGGCUAUUUGAUUGUGUUUAGUGAAAGGUUGUGGUCUGGGUAAAGAUUUGUCCUUGAGAUUAGUUAGUAUGGCUGCUGGAGGUCGGCUAACAAUAAAGCAUAACUAUGGGUCAUAGUAAGCUGUUUGCACAGAUGAUCUAUGGGCUCAUUUUUUACAGGGCAGUUUUAAAAAACACCUGCUACAACUGCGCUUCUCACAGUAAUGAGAAAGUAAUGAGUCCGUUACAGCUUGACGCCACGUUGAGGCGACUGAUGCGACAAAUGUGAGAUGCUUUAUCGGAAGGUUUUGGGGUUAGGGGGUUUUUCUGUACUGUAUUUUUCAAACGUAUGGACACAGACGUUUCCCUGAGCAGAUGACAGAGCUGCUGUUGUCAUAUUAACAUGCUAAUGUUUGCAUGGUAAAAAAUCUACAUGUUUAACAACUACUGGAUUUGCUAUUGUUAGUCUGUAAGCAGUUAGCUGGUUACCUGACGACACCCUCAGACUAGCACAUUGUCAAACAUACAUGCAGUUGACAUGUUAGCAUAUGCUAAACUGUUACAUUUUAACAUGCUGACAUUUAGUAUUUAACUUGUUAGCAUGGUAACAUUCAGUAUGUAAUGUUUGCCCUGUUGUUUUGCUAAUAUGGUAACAUUUAUCAUGUUAACAUGCUGGCAUGUUAUCAUUCAUGUGUAAGACAAGUGGAAUAUUUGACCUGAUGAUGGCACUAGUUGGGGGAUUGGGACCACAAAUACUUUUUCCAAAUAUCCAACCAUCCAACAACUGCUGAACACACUGCGCCUCUCACCUCGGCCAACCAGUUACCAUCUCUAAAGUCACACUGCUAUAAUGACAUGGCUGACUGUAUCCAGUACACUUAAACGCCUGAUCUAGCACCUGUACAAUCAGUUACACCGGGACAACAGUGAAUGUGUUUUAUAUGAGAUGGUUGUGUAUCUGUAAUCAGUUCAAACUAUAGCUGAUGUAUUAAUGUACCUGUUUUUUUUGUUGGUUUUUGUUCUUCCUUUUUUUUUUUUUACUAAUUUCACACAGCUCAUGCUGCCGGACGCUGGUAUUAUCUGCGGUUUUAUGACUUUCACAGAUUCAUAAAACUCCCAUAUGCCGCAUAUUUGAUUCCUCACAGGUUAUGACGUAUUUGAAAAUGACACAAUCUCAAACUCUUACCUCGUUAUGGAGGUUGAUUCAGACAGACUGCUGAAGCUACAGUGUUUAUUCUUCCUCUUUGAAAACAGGUAGAGGGAGUCCGUAUAAUGCCCUGUACCCAAUCACUCUGGUAAUGCAUGCACUGCACUUAUCUUUUACAAUAUCUAAGGCACUUAACUAUCAGAGGGGAGGUUACGCUAAACACUGAGUGUGUGUGUGUGUGCGUGCGUGCGUGCGUGCUUGUGUGUGUGUUUGUGUAUGUGUAUGUAUGAGUUGUAUUUGUAUGGGGUUGCGUGGGCCAAAUCAGUCCCACAGUUAAAAAUGACAAGUGAACAAAUAAAAAUGAUUUGAGGUUUAAUGCUACGGUUUUGUGUCAAAUGUAUGAGUGUCUCUGAGUGUAAAGUGGCUGUACAGCUGUGUUUCUUCUCUGUCUUCUGUCUUUUGUACCAAAUGAGUCACCGUGCAAAUGUGUAAAUCAGGGAUGCGAUUAGGAAUUCGAAAUGCAGAAAAAAGCCACAUUUCUCCACUCGAAAUGAAUCGCAUGUCACGAAAAAUCCCCAGAAUCCCUUUCAGAGCUGAAGAUAGUAUGGUGGCAUUUGAUACAAGACCAACCCCUCAAACUUUUAGAGGCAUCUUUCAGUGUCCUUACAAUAUUUGAUGUGUUGUAUAUGUUUCUGUGUAGGCUUUGAAGGUUUUGGGAACAGCUCAAGCAGAAAAUAAAUCCUCACCUUCCUCGCCCUCCUCUGUCGGCUUUUAGCUCCAGCCUAGACUCGUAAUUUCAUGUCAACUGUUUAAAGAAAUUUUGAUCUGUCGUCUUCUUUAAAACAAUAACAACUCUCAGGUUUGAAACGUGUCAAACAAAAUAAGCGCCUGCCGUUGCAUUGCUUGAGCUGGCGUUGACGAGAGAGAGGGAAGCUGCGUAGACUUAUAGGGACUCCAUUCUCUCCAUUUCUCCCCUGUUUUUCAGCCUGACAGUUGGCCUCGUGAUUCUCUGCAAGGUGAGUCAUCAGAGGUCUGGGUUCUGGUUGUGUUAACGCACAGGCUGGGCAGGGGAAUCUUACUGUCUUUCACCAUUAUCCAUUCAUUUUGAGUAGAUAAAAGAGGGCAGUGAGGUUCCAAAUUUGCCAUUAUUCAAGGCACCAGGAGCUGUAUGUUAACUGCUGUAUUCAUUGGAGGAUUCAGCAACACAAAAAGCUAACGCACAUCUCUCCAUCUCUUUUCC